This is a messenger RNA of Carica papaya (papaya), 1747 nucleotides long. Its product is annotated as putative RING-H2 finger protein ATL21A. Lineage: Eukaryota; Viridiplantae; Streptophyta; Magnoliopsida; Brassicales; Caricaceae. The record is from RefSeq and is a predicted model, not a curated record. Gene Ontology annotation, molecular function: polysaccharide binding.
UACUUUCUGGAAUGUACUUCGUACAAUUGACUGGUCUAUGCGAUACUAUUUAAAUGCAAAUGAUUGUCAUACAAGCCAGAUGAAAUAAUUUAUAUAACAUUUGACUUUUACAUACAUUGAAUUGUUUAAUGGAGCCCCAUGAGCGCAAACAGUUUCCUCUUUUAUCUGUAAAUAAGACCAUCACCAUCUCUGGAAUAAAUUCUUUCAGCAUUAUUAUGGGUAUCUUACGAUUAUUCUUCUCCUCUAUGUUCCUCUUUCCUAUUCUACUUGCAGCAAAGGAUUGCUCGACUUCCAGCUGUGGCAACACCAACAUCACCGUUCGCUUCCCUUUCAUUUUACAAGGUAAACAGCCCGAAAGCUGCGGCUAUCCUGGUUUCAGCCUCAGCUGCAAUAGCCAGAGCAUGACGGUUCUAAAGCUUCCUCGGACUGGAGAAUUUUUUGUGCGGGAGAUCAAUUAUAUUACGCAACAGAUACGUCUCUAUGACCCAGAUAAUUGCCUUGCCAGCAGGCUUUUGAAUUUAAAUCUCUCAGGUUCUCCCUUCAAAGGUCUUUUGCAUCAGAACUACACUUUCUUGAGCUGCCCAACUCAGUUCACUAACUCUAGGUUCACUGUCAUCGAUUGCCUUAGCAACGCCACAAGAUCAGUUUUGGCUACAUCGUCCACGAGUCUUGUCAGUUCCUUGACCUCGGUAUGCAAGAUACUGGUUACCUUGCCGGUUCCAGUUUCGUGGCCAGUUCAGUAUGAUGAAGGAUUCUCAACUGACCUCAAUUAUGACCUUCGGCUAAUCUGGGACACACCAGAUUGUGGAGAUUGUGAGGUAGAAGGCGGCAUCUGUGGGUUCAAAAGCAACUCUAGCGGAGAAAUCGGUUGUUCUAUUGUCGCUCAAAAGGGUAAAUCAAGCAUGGGUCUCCAGAUAUUCAUGAUCAUUUGCCUGUCAAUUGCCGCACCGGCUGUUUCAUGCGCUGUUGGGAUUGCUGUUUUUGCAUGUUUUGCAGACAGGGAUAACCGCACUAGGGCCAGGUCUAGACAGCAGAUCACAAGCCCGGCUACAGUGACACCAGAAACAUCAGUAAUAGUGAAUGGUUUGGAUGAAUCCGUAAUCGAAUCCUAUCAAAAGUUAGUUCUCGGGGAAAGCAGGAGGCUCCCUGGACCAAACGACAUCACUUGUCCAAUAUGCUUUUCUGAAUACUGCAGCAAAGAGACACUGAGAUUUAUACCAGAAUGCAGACAUUGCUUCCAUGCAGACUGCAUUGAUGAGUGGCUUCGAAUGAACAAUUCAUGCCCAGUCUGCCGACACUCCCCAUCCCCUGCUCAUGCUCCUUCAGAUAAUGUUUGAGAGUCUGAGACCUACUAGUAUCACCCCUCUUAUUUCCCGUCAGUUGCCAUUGAGAUUGGCUGGUCUCAACCACGCUUUUCAACACAAUCUGGGAUUUGCACCUUUCUAUACAGCACAAUGGUUAGAGGGUCCACUAGGUCAAAUGCUAGAAUACUGUUAACUGUAUCUUUUACACUUUCCAGCACUGCACUGCACUGCACAUAUGCAAUCUUUCUAAACCGCAGAAGACUUUGCGACACUCAAAACAGAGUUAGAGAACAAGAGAAUAUUCAUUUUUUUAAUUUUUUUUUGUUUUCUUAAAUAGAUUUGCUCCAGUCACAACUAGACGCACAAAGUCCCUUGUAAAAAUGCCACGAAAGGAUACAUAAUAUAAAUGUCAAAGAAACACCUCGUAUUGGAAGAGGAGAUGA